Harmonia axyridis is the source of this 5648-nucleotide messenger RNA. RefSeq lists its product as uncharacterized. Gene Ontology annotation, molecular function: protein binding. The record is from RefSeq and is a predicted model, not a curated record. The transcript is spliced from 2 exons. Bases 49 to 5565 code for a protein of 1838 amino acids. Lineage: Eukaryota; Metazoa; Arthropoda; Insecta; Coleoptera; Coccinellidae.
UUUCCGAUUAGUAAUUUGAUAGACAUCAAAAACUGGUAUUAAAAAGUAAUGAUGACUACCUCCCAGAAUUCGCUAACACAACUGAUAGAAAUUCACGUUAACGAUGAGCAUCGUCUCUCAUUACGAGAAGAUACAUUACAAUGGAUCGACAAAAAAAGUUUACGGCAGUUUGAAACUCCCAGAAACACAACUUUUAGUGAAGCUUUGUCUGUUAAACUACUUCCUGAAAACGAAGAACCUGACGCAGCACAAGAAAAAGUUAUGAAAGAAUUCGAAAAUAAGUUAUUUGAUGAUACUGAAAUGAUGGCUUCUUCAGAAAUAUUAAUUGAAAAAACUAUAAGAAGAUAUGAUAAGAAAGAUGAUGCGAAAAGUUCGACCGUAACACAGUCAAAACGAACAAAUACUGUUUCAUUGCAAGCUGGUACAAGAUUGAGGUCUUCUGUUGGAUUUGAUGAAAAGACAGAAUUUAUGGAGGUAUACAAACAGGCAGUUUCUAAAAAAAAUUCUCUCAGAGAAUCAGUGUCGACAAGAAAGUCUUUGGAUGAAAAAAGGAAGAGUUUGGAAGACGAAGCUAAAAUAACAGGACAGAAGCAAGGCAGAAAAUCUAGUGAUGCAGGCAAACAGAGCAAACCUAAGCUGGAUAUGAGGAAAUUCUCAAAAACUAGCCAAGAUCAAGAAUCAACAACAGAUGAUAAGAAAGUAAGGGUACAAGAAACAAUGUCAUCCACGAUAACACCUAGUAAAGCAACAAUGUCAUCAACGCUCCACUUGGAAACACCAAUUUCGAAAUUACCUUUGACUUCAAGGAGAGAUACUUUCAUAAAAACGAAUAUAUCUUUAGACAGUUCAGUUAGAAGAGUUAGUAAACCUAGUAAUGCAAUUUUAAAGGCUUUGCGUGAAAUGAAGAGCAUAGAAUCCAGUAUCAGAGAUUCUAGGGAAGACUUAUUACCGCACUUGGAAAAUAUUGCUGAUGAUAGAGUCCUCAGAAGUUCAAUUGAUGAACUAAAUAAAUUAGUAGAGAUUGGCAAAGAGGAAUUUCGAAAAAGUACUCUUUCCAAAUUCGAUGAAGACGAUGAAAACUCUGAAAAAAUGAUUAGCAGCAUUGCAAUCCCAGCUAAAAUAUCAUCUGUCUCUUUUCAAAAUAUAGAGGAAGAUAUUCUCAAGCCUGAAAGAGAAUUAGAGGUUUUUGAGGCACAUCAAGAACAAAUUGAACAGGUUGUUUUGCAUGACCCUGUAGAACCUUUAGGACAAGGUAUAAAAGCUCCUGAAACAUCCACAGAGUCCUUUCGUUCUCAAAAGUCCGUUGAUGCAACUUCUGAAAUUGGCUGGGAGUAUUCAAACGAAGAAGAAGAAUUAGAAUCGUAUGGAAUGGAGGACUCUAUAAACAGCAGUGACGUAGACGAAGUCUGGGACAGGGAUAGGUUCAUUUACAAAUUCAAGGGCGAUAAAGACGCCAAUGGUCUGAGAACUAACUUUGGGUGCUUGAAAUGGAUAUCGGCUGAGAAGAGAAAGUACUGUGGAUAUUUCCAAUACAACAGUUUGCAUGGUGAAGGGUACUAUUUCAUUAAGGGAGAGAAGUAUUUGAAUUUUUACGAUGGAAAACUCUACAACAAUGAACUACAUGGAUAUGGUCAGAUAAUGUAUGGUAAUGGCGACAAAUACGAAGGCCUGUUUCGACAGAAUUACCGCUUUGGACCAGGUGUUUUGUCUCACAUGGAUGGAACCCAGAACGUUGGUAUUUGGUACGGAAACUCCAUACUACGCCUUACCACUUGCAUCUCCUAUGCUAUUCCACUCCUCGGGAAGUCUACACUUGGCAAACUCAAGUUAUUAGAACACAAAAGGAUAAUACCAGUAAAUACAACAUAUGAUGAGGUGGCAGUCAUGGUUUUGGACGAACUUGAUGCUAACUUAGACAUAUACCUACGAUUUAAAGAAUUGUACAAUCCCCAUGUGAGAAACAAAAAUAGCUUAUUCUUCGAUAGAUCCAGAUAUGACCUAUCCUACUUUGGACAAGAAGAUUGUUACAUAGAUGUCGUCGAUAAUAACAAACUGCCUGAUUUCAUCUUGAUAAAGAAAGAAUUGUCUAACGAGAAACUGAACGAAAAGUCUUCUGCAGAAGCAAGACAUUCGAAGAGGACUUACGAAGAACUAAUACACUUGAAGAAAAAGAUCAUUGACAUAAAGGAUAAUUGCCAAUGCACAACCGAUAAUCAAUGCAACGAUGAUAACUAUAUUGCAAGCUUGGUUCAAAAGGAAUUAUUCUUCAAUAACGUACUGGAUUUCAUCGAUGUCAAGUUGAGCCGACAUGUCAGAUAUUCCGAAGACAAGAAUACUUUGGAAACGAAGAAAAUUCUGGUAGAUUCUAUAUUGGCGUUGAAUAAUGGCGAUGUUCUAGUUGACGUAUUACGUCAUUCAUUCAUAUGUCGAAAAAGUGAGGUUAAUGUUAGUUUUGACGUUAGGAACGUCUUAAUUGGGAAACGCGACGUUUUUGGCCUACUAGGACAACACGAGCAGUGCUGCGUGGAUUUUCUUGAAAGAUGCGGGACUUUCGAUGAACCAGGAGCCUUAAAAUUUUUAGUGAACGGUAAUGUCAACCCAAACGUCUGCGAUUCCAGAGGUAACACUGGGUUACAUCUGGCAACGUGGAACCACGAUAAAAAAGUCAUUCGAAUGCUUGCAAAUCACGGUGCAAAUAUGGAGUGUGUGAAUGACGAAGGUGUCAAUCCAUUGAAUUUAUGCCUACUGCAAUACCUUGAAGCUGUCUAUAGCGUCGUCAAUUGGGAAACAUCCUUCUUGGAUCUAAGCAGUUUCACCCUAGAUAUCGAUUACAUAACGCGGUGGAGACCACAAGAAUCCUUCAUCAAUCUGAAUCAGUCAAACAUACGUCGAUCUUCCACAAUGACGACGUCGAGCUCCAGGAAGUUGAGGUCUUGCCUGAAAAAGAAGUUAUCGACGAACACCACGAACUCCUUAAGUUUCGAUUCUAACCGAAAAUUUUCGCAUAGUCCAGACCGUUUUGUAUUCUCCUUGAGAUACGUCAGUUGGCCGAAGAGAUUUUCUGUUGAGCCGAAAGGAAUUAAUAUAGGUGAGGAUCUCACGAGAUUUUCAGAUAAUAUGAAGCGAUGCUUGAAGAUCUUGAAGACCCUUGUACGGUACGGUGCUGAUCCAAACAAGCAAGCAGUUCCGUAUCCUCCCUUUUUCUUGGCUCUCUUCACGAAGACUCCGGAGAUUGUUGAGUUGUUCUUGGAAGCUAAAGCUGAUAAGAAUUCGAAUUUGGAAGGGAUGACACCUUUGCAAAUAGUGUCGUGUUUGGAGCUCUGCGAGGAAAAUUGCAAGAUCAUGGAGUUACUAAUCGACCAUUCAGCUUGUCUUAAUCUGUUAUCAGACACUUCUAUUUGGCAGGAAUGCGACAAGUAUCUGCUUGGUGAUCUUGAUCCUGGUUGUGAAAUCGUAAAACGUGGAAAAGAUGCCUUACACUUCAUCUGCCUUCGAGAAGACUUUUCCAGCGUGAACAGUCACUUAUUGUGUAGGAUGGCAGAGAUGCUAAUUCACGCUGGUAUCAGAACCAUUGGGCUUUAUCUUGGACACUCGCAUCUAUCUAUGGCUAUAGUUAAAGGAAAUGUAUCCUUGGUGGAAUGCUUGUUGUCGUUUUUAGAUCCAGCCAGACCUUUAGGUUACGGCUUAGGCAACGCAUUGACCGUUCUAGCCUUAGCGAGGUACUCAAACUACCUCCCCUUUUUUAUAUGCAAGAAGAUAGUAGAUCUAAUUUUGCCCAGAGUAUCACCUUUCAAUCCCCUUUACUGUUACUUCAAUAUUUUCGAAUACCUGGAUGUAGAUGCCCCUUGCCAGUUUUCAGACGAUAAACGAGGUUGGGAUGGAUUUAUGCAUCGUAUGAAGACAAUCCGGGCUUAUAUCUCCAACAGUAAAUCGCUGCAGGAUACAGACAACUGUUCCAAUGAUUUCGUAAAGGUGUAUCUCCAAGAAAAAUCCAGAGAGAUCCUGCACGUGGUAAACAGGUACAAAGCGGUAUUUUACUUAUACUGUUUCAUGAGGCUCAGAGCUUUGAAUACGUACACCAGCUACCUUGCCAAGCUCAUUGGAAAUUCCGACGAAUUCCUGACUUACAUUCGAUACACCUUCAACAGCGGAAAAAUGCCUCGGUGCUUCUUAUCCUUGUUGUACAUAGCAGGGUUGAUGAAAUACGUCGACAACGUCAACAAAGUAAAGAAAAAGGUGGCGAAGGGAAAUACGGAAGGGAGCAAAGAAUCUCAUCCUGUAUCCUCGGACACCGACACUACAUUGCUACCAGAAGAAAUAUCGAUGACCAGUGGUAAAUCUCAAGCAAGUGACGAAUACCAGCUGGGUGAUUAUUUGAAAGAACUAGACUUGGCGAGUUUCGACGAAUGUGAAAACGCUGGUCCUCCACACAUAGAUCGAUGGACAACUGAGGAAAACCUCACCCUUUCCAACAUUUGCUUUUUCUGCAUGCAGCGAACUGGAAAAACGUUGUUGAGGUGUCCAAAUUGUGGCAUAGUUAGGUUCUGUUCGAAUAGGUGUGAUUACCUCAGUGCGAAACUGAAGGUUUUCCAUCCUUGUCCAGGUAAGUUUUAUGGGACAAUCUACAAGGAAAACAAGAAACUUAUUGAAGAGAAUAAACCAGUGCCUAUAUAUGGCAUAGAUCUGGAGUUUGAAAGGUUGAGGAAUGAUUAUUUGAUGCGCCUUUGCUCGAAGUCAUCGAAAAUGAAACAUGGGGAAAGGAGAAAGAGUACCGUAAGAUGUUCGAUAAGGUUAAGAGCUGGUACCAAUCUUAUACAAGAUGAAAAGUUGUCAAAGCCGUCACUACCAUCAAAUUCACCUAAUCAAACAGAAGGAAAUGCAGAUGGCACUACGAAAAGUAAUAGUUAUUUUAAUUAUGUGACACAAAGAAGAGUGAAAUUUACACCGAGAUUAGGCCUGGAUUUUAUUGAAGAUGUGUUAACGAGACAGCAAGAUAUGGGAGUAAUUGAAAAUUUGAAUGAUACUGGCAUGAAUUCUUCUGAAGUAGAACAAGUAAUUGAGGUGAUAAAGCCUGAUGGAUAUCGUUUUCAUUCUAGGAUAAAACUUCAUGAACACGUCGAGAGGGACUGUUCAGAUAACAACGAAGAAAUUUUAUUUCCGCCAAUUAGCGAUGAGAAAAAGCAGUAUUGCAGUACGAACAAGAAAAGACGAGCUGAUAAAACAAGCGAUUCCACCCGUAAAAAAGUUAUAUUUCCUAUAAUCGAAUCUUAUAAUUGGAACACUAACAUUGUGAGAGAUGCUGACGGGCAUUGCGACAAAGCAUUUAAAAAUGAAUUGAACCUUCUCAUCGAAAAAAGAACAUCGAAUGUGCAGAAUUCUCUGAAUGCUGAAAAUAAAAAAAUUGACUUAGGAAUGUAUCAGGAUUUUUUCAGGAAAUAUAAAAAUUUGGACGUUGAAUCUGUUUUCUUACCUUAUACAUGCUACAGUGGAGAGAAAAUGUUUCAUAAAACACCAGACAAGACUUGUUAUUUUUAUGAGCCUUCAGAUGUACCUAUUCGAUUAUGAGAAGAAUUAUGAAUGUUUUAUCGAGAUAAGUUUUACAUAUUUGGUUUACUUUUAGUUUUAGAUUAUAUAUUUGAAGUGUAUAU